Micropterus dolomieu (smallmouth bass) is the source of this 1694-nucleotide messenger RNA. RefSeq names its product glycogenin 1b (gene gyg1b). The transcript is spliced from 6 exons. The coding region runs from base 150 to 1136 and encodes 328 amino acids. The record is from RefSeq and is a predicted model, not a curated record. Lineage: Eukaryota; Metazoa; Chordata; Actinopteri; Centrarchiformes; Centrarchidae. Gene Ontology annotation, cellular component: cytoplasm. Gene Ontology annotation, molecular function: glycosyltransferase activity.
CGUUGGGAGCAGGUGGGUGUGUGGAGGCCGUCACGUGACGCCGCGACUGGCUACUGUCACUCUGCUAUAAAUCCACCUCUGUGUAUCAGGCUGCCCUUUUCUCCACGGAAGGUCCAGGCUACAAAGUAGCUUCGACUUCUUCUUCAGUCAUGGCGGACCAGGCUUUUGUGACGUUGGCUACCAAUGACAACUAUGCUCGGGGAGCCAUGGUUUUGGGAAAGUCCCUCCACAACCACAACACAUCCAAGAAGCUAGUGGCACUCAUUGGUCCACAAGUGGCAGAGCCUUGCCAGUCCGUGCUGAAGAGAAUCUUUGACGAGGUGAAGGUGGUGGACGUGCUGGACAGUGGCGACACGGCACACCUGGCUAUGAUGAAGAGGCCUGACCUGGGCAUCACCUUCACCAAACUCCACUGCUGGACUCUCACACAUUACUCCAAAUGUGUUUUCAUGGACGCAGACACACUGGUGCUUUCAAAUAUAGAUGAGCUGUUUGACAGAGAAGAGUUGUCAGCUGCUCCCGACCCUGGCUGGCCUGACUGCUUCAACUCUGGCGUGUUUGUUUUUCGUCCUUCUAUGGAGACUUACGGCAAACUGCUUCAGCAUUGUACAGAACACGGCAGCUUUGAUGAUAUGGAGGCAACGCCAAGGUGGUCCAUUUCCUGGGGAAGACCAAGCCAUGGAGUUACACAUUUGACACCAAAGCCAAACGGAUCACAGGGAGUGUGCAUGAGGCCACUACACAUCCCACCUUCUUACUGGACUGGUGGACCCUGUACUCCAGCACUGUGGUGCCAAUGCUGCAGGAGCAAUAUGGAGACCAGCCUUUCCACUCUGGAUGUGUGGAGGGUGAGAGCCCUUCUUCAUAUGCAGAAGCACUCGAACCCCAGCUGUCCUCCGAAGAACGGAAGCAGAAGUGGGAGCAAGGUCAGGCAGACUACCUUGGAAUGGACUCAUUUGACAAUAUCAAGAGGAAGCUUGAUACUUUCCUCAAAUAAAGAAGCGGGAUAUCAAAAGAGCACUUGCAGUUUAAAAAACUAUCACCACAGGUCUCAAGAAAAUACUGUAAAACAGGUCACAGUUUUCCAUUUUGCCUGUUUCUCAAGUAGAAAUGAGUUCAUUCUCUCCCUCUACUAGCACCACCCAAUCUAUACUCCAAAGACAGGGCAAGAUUAUGCAAGCCUGUCAUUAUUCACUUUACCCCACCACAGGUAUCUCUUCUGCUACACUGUGAAGAAAAUCAGGAAAGAUUUAUCAUAACAUAAAUUCACUUUUUAUUGAAGCAUAAAAAAAAUUGCAAUAUUCCUUUAUUUUUUUUUCCUCCACAUUGCUUGUUUUUGAAAAGAAGGCAACAAGAGUUGAACUACACAUGUACAUUCUUCAUUUUUCCAUUUUAUCCAUUUGUUUUUUUUUUUUUUGCAGGCUUACCAUUUUUCUUUACUCAAAUCUAUUUCUCAUGCUUUUGAAUUGAGUGAUCACAACAUUUAACAUAGAUAUGAAAACAUGUUUACAGCACUUAUAAAGGCCAUGGUAUGGUCAUUUAGCUAUGCAUAUUGAUCCUUCGUGCCUUAGUGUCUUGCUCUCUCUGUUGCUGUCAUCCUAUCUCUGUCACUAGCAUUUUACUUGACCAGGAUGUGGGCUGUACUACAAAAUCUUUCAUCUGGAGAUAUUAAAAAUCAUCUUUCAAAGUUUUGA